GGAUGCAACAGACCAGUGUUUGAGCAUUGACUCGGUAGCAAGCUGCUGAGCUCUGUACGCGAAAACACACACUAACAUAAACAUUUCAGAGCAGCACUGACCGAUCUAUCAGUAUAGUCUUGGUGAUGCUUUGAACACGUUGCUGGGUCACCGGGACGGGACUAUGGUGAGUGCUUUCAUUGGAUAAUGCAAGGCGGUAGUAUUAGAUGACUUAACGUAGGUGCCCGGGAUCUCAGGAACAGUAGUCUGUAUUGGAUGAUUUCCUUACCUGGAAAGAAACAAUCUCUGCGUUUCAGAAUACAUCUCUGUAUAGCUAUUACUCGGCCUCCUUAGCAGGUUGUCUUUAUCUGGUGGCUAAUGACAACAUACGUUACAUACGAGAUUGUGCAGCAACAUAUAUUUCUAGAAACAUCGAACACUUGAUCUCCUACCAACUGACAUCGCAACUUCGUGGUCUCUUUCUUUUCGUUCAGGUAAUAAUACUGUGACGUUUAUCGACAGGUUUGAUAUAUCACUCAGCUGCUGGGAACUGCCAAUAAAAGCAUGCCAAUUCUUUCAGUGCUUCGUUCUAAGCAACCUCUUUACAGAGUGCCUACUUGUCUCCAGCCUGUAGGAAUGUUCAUCGUGUUGAUUUGGGCUAUCGUGUGGGCUGUUGAUGGUUGGAGUUCGGACAAAAUAGAUCAAAGAACACAGGAACAAAUACUGGCCACAUCUGAAAGAGGUCUCUUAGGAAAUAUUUCGAAUUUUCACUGUGAUGACAUAUUUACAGUUAUUCAUGAUAACGUUACCGAAGCUAAGGAAGAAAAUAUUCAUAUUGUCUUAAGUCAUCCAUUUCUGGAUAUUAAUCAGGGUCUUAUUGCUGGAGUCGUUUAUGAUGUAUGGCUGACAGCACUCAAGAACAUAGAGCGGCCUCUAGUGAUAACAUCACUUCCAGCAGGAAACUUCACAUCCUAUCCUUCAUCAGCCGUGCCUUGUGUACAGACAAAUGAUUCGUUAACUUCAGUUGUGUUAUUAUCUCUCGAAGCAGAUCUUCAUCUCAACUGGUUUAUCCCAGCUAAUACAACCGAAGAAAUUCUAAAUUUAGAGGCCUUUUAUCAAGAAGUUGGUGGUCAGUGGACGCUAUCAAGGAUAUGGCACUCUCGUAGAAGUGAUUGCUUCCAGCUCCUCUCGGUUCAAAAACAGAGCUUAACGUCCGAAGAGUUGAGUUCUGAGAGUCGCUACUGUAAUGAAUAUAAAGUCUUCAUUGAUUCUUUCCCAUCAACGCUGGCGUCCUUCAAGCUCCUGGAUUUAACAUCAUCAUCGCCGUUUAGUAGCUGGAUUAUUCUCACGGUUGACAGCGAGAAGUCACCUGGACACACCGUUAGUGCCAUGAACCAUGACAAGAAAGAACCUUAUUACACAGCUAUUGCUCGUUACUUUCUUUUAACCAUAUACAGAUGCAAAGACUGUCAAUUUAGAGCUGCGUUUUUCCCAUUAGAUUAUCUAAAUGAUUGUAACGCUUCCGUGAGUGCUUGGAAGGGAAUUCUAACAAGUCCAAACUUUCCGGAAAACUAUAUGCCACGAUUAGAUUGCUUCUAUCAAAUCAGGGCGCCUCCUGGGUUCAAAAUUUUUGUCUCAGUUUUAGAGUUUGACAUAUAUGUCGCAAAUGCUCAGAAAAGAUGUAUGCAAGAUUUUGUUCGUUUCUUUCCUUUAGAGGAAAGGAAAGAAAUAUCCCUGUGUGGAAACUCCACUGGUGUAAGAGUUAGGAAACUACUUGUAUCCAAACAUGAGAUCUUAACUGUACAUUUUCAUACUAAAAGAGUGUCUCAAGGAAAAGGGUUUCUUCUUGAAUAUCGUUCAAUAAAACGCUGUCAAAAUGUGACAAUAACACAACAAAAUGGGUCUUUCUGUACCCAAGACUAUCCUUAUGCCUUUAUGAAUGGGCAGAAUUGUCAUUAUGCCUUUUAUGUGCCUUUUGGAUACGAAAUAGUCUUAGAGUUAACCUUUCUUGAAACCUCAUUGUCUGUUUUUAAAACCGGACAAGACUGUCAAGAGGAAUUUAUUGAAAUAUCCAAUCCAGAUCAAGUGCAAAGAUUCUGUGGAGUAAAGCCUGAAUAUACAAAUCACAACUUGCAUUUUCAUUCUAGUAGUUACAACAUUAAUAUAACAGUUAAUAUCAACGCUAUUUCGGCGUUGAUUGAUGAGGCAAAGGGGUUCUGUGUCAACUUCCAAGCAAUUCCUUCGGCUCAAAACACAUCAUUCUGUGAUUACCCAUGGGCUGUAAAAGAUAAUUAUUGUUAUAAACUUCUAGAUCAAUACAUGGAUUGGCAAUCAGCCAAUAAUUACUGUGGGAGUUUGGAAGGCCACUUAGCAACAGUUUCAACAGAUGACAUUCAGUCAUUCCUAGAAACUCUGAUUAAAACAAGUCCUCUGUAUGGCCAGGCACAUGCGUUCUGGAUCGGAGCCAAUGACAUUGAACAUGAAAACAGCUAUGACUGGGCUGAUGGAUAUCUUUUUGGAUACUCCAACUGGUUUCCUGGUUGGACUGAUCGUAAUUACUACAACUCCCAGCCUAGCGAUGAUGGUCUCUCUUCCCAGGACUGUGUAGAAUUGAGAGACCUCUUCCGGUAUCCCAGUAAAGGUGAAGGACGAACGAGGAAAUUCUACUGGAACGACCGAGACUGUAAAGUAAAAAAUCCCUUCUUGUGCCAACGGCCAAGACCUGGAGGUGAAGUUCGUCGAGUGUUUGAAAUAGCACUUCCUAUCUUUUUGAAAAAGUAG
This is a messenger RNA of Limulus polyphemus (Atlantic horseshoe crab), 2760 nucleotides long. RefSeq lists its product as uncharacterized. The transcript is spliced from 10 exons. The record is from RefSeq and is a predicted model, not a curated record. Gene Ontology annotation, molecular function: serine-type endopeptidase activity. NCBI's taxonomy places the organism in Eukaryota, Metazoa, Arthropoda, Merostomata, Xiphosura, Limulidae. Bases 544 to 2760 code for a protein of 738 amino acids.